Messenger RNA from Chilo suppressalis (striped riceborer), 977 nucleotides. The record is from the annotation of a GenBank genome assembly. NCBI's taxonomy places the organism in Eukaryota, Metazoa, Arthropoda, Insecta, Lepidoptera, Crambidae.
GACCGCCGGGCGUGGCGUCUCGAUCGCGUCACGCCGUCGCCCGCCAGUGCUGCGCAGCAGCUGCGCGUGUGUACGCGUGUCACACGAUUCAACUGCUACAUUUCACCCCACAAUUUCCACAAUGUCACUCACAGAAACCAAUUUGAGGGAACAAUUGAUCAACGAGGUGAAGAAAUACGAGUGCAUCUACAACUUCAACCAUAAGGAACACAAAAAUAUCGCAUACAAGAAGUUGCUGUGGGAUAGCAUCGGAGAGACAUUGAACAUUAAAGGUUCCAAAGCGAAAGAGAUGUGGCGGGUACUACGGGACGGCUACAGCCGCUGGAGGAAAGGCAAAAUGCUAUCAAGUUCAGGCAGAAAAUACUACAACUACCGAUGGAGCAAACAAAUGGAGUUUUUGGACGAAAGCCUCGACGCUAAAGCGGCUGCAUUAGACGCGAUGCAACAGGAGUUAGAACGAUCGCCGACGCCGACGAAGAGCUUGCCUGAAACCACCAAUUCGAACGAGGAUCAGCAGUCCACUUUUGUGACCACCGAAGUUUAUAUGAAGACGACACCGUCCUCUUCGCCGUUGCGGCAGUCUCCGGAAUUGGCCCCUGCGAUGUGUUUGACACCAGAAUACUUUCCCGCGAUACAAUUUACUAAUUCUUUCACGGAGAAUCAGUCUCAGCCCCCUACCUCAUCUUCUAGAACGAAAAGAAAGAAACAGGGCAGUUGCUUUAAAGAGGGCCGAGCAGAAAAAGCGAUGGAUUAUCCCAGAACUAAGAAGAUGAGGGAAUAUGACUCUGUCGACUUUCUGUUCUCGAGCUACGCGGAAACUUUCAGAAAGCUGUCUCACCGUAAGCAGAUAGAAAUGAAAUUGAAUCUAGCGAAAAUUUUCGCUGAUGCAGAGUUAAGUGAUUAUGUGGAAAUGGAAGUGCCACACGGUGGCCCAGAGCUGGAAGUGCCGAUUAAAGAAGAGUAUGAUUGUUGACCAC